AUGUCGCUUGAUCAGCUGAAGCAGCGGAAAAGGGCAGCGUACAGCUGCGAUCGAUGCAAGCAACGGAAAAGAGCAUGCAAACGGUACGACGACCAAGGAAAGAGGUUGUUUGAUAACGUGGCGCCGUGUGAACAGUGCAAGAAGACCGGGUCGUUGUGCAAGACAACCAUUGUGCGCAAGAAGCGGACGUUCUUCUCCGUGAGCGAGAGCUCUUUGGUGCAGUUGAAAUGCUUGACCAAGAUCGUGAAGGCCAUGUUCCCCGAGUGCGAUCCCAACAAGUACGGGGAUAUUGAAAAUAUCGCCAAGGUGUUGUACGUGAAGCUGCCUAAGGAGGAGGAGGAGGAGGAGUCGUUGCUGCCGCACGUUCUGCACGACGACACGCUGACGUCGGGCUCCACGGCGGAGACGGCGUCUGUUCCCUCGACGGUGUCCCCCGCCACGGCAGAGGAGCACGGCUCGAUGGUGCAGAAGAUAGCAAGCCAGAUCGACGCCUUGAGGAGCCUCACGAACAGUGCGAACGGCACCAAUGGCAACAAGUACAUGGCUCUGGAGAAGGCAGCGAUGGCGUCAGCGGAGGGAGACGUGACAGUCAAAAAGGAGGUCAAGGACGAGACAGCAAAGGACGAAGCUGUGGAAAAGAAUAAGCCCGUGACACAGCUCAGUCAGCUCCUCAUAGGUCUUGGAGGCGCCGAGAGGUUGUUUACAGCGUUGCUGGAGGUGGAAAAACGCCACUCACACACAGAAGUUCCUCCCCUCGAUCACAACAACUCGCUCACCUCGAUCACCAGACAGCGGAACCACAUCACGUUCCACCCUUCGUACGUCAUUAAUGGUAAUGACAUUGAGAAGUUCCUAUUUCUAGACGACAUUCCGAGGCACGAGUGUGAGUUCUACACCAACAUCUUCUUCAGGCGCAUUCACGAGCGAUACUUUCUUUUCCGUGAAAACCACUUCCGGAGUAGACAAAGCGAGUUCUUCAAGCUCUUGGAUUCGAAGAACGCCGACAUCACCAAAUCGAAUUUCACCAACGAGGAGAUCUGUGUCAUCUACCUAGUAUGGAUUCUUGGCCGCAAGAGUUUCCUGUUACAGCCACAAAGCGAGACCGAGAUUGCCGCAGAGGACCUUGUUUCAGAUUAUGUCAUAGACGACUACUUGAAUGCUAUACAUCUAUGUUUGUCUGGCUGUUUCUUCUCAAAUGACCUCAAUACGAUCAGAAUGCUCUACUUGACAAGCUUGUUUCACUCAACCAUUAAAAAUAGAAACGUGGCUUGGCAUUUGAUGGCCAACAGUUGCAUCAAGUGUGUCGGGCUAGGCUUCCACCGACAGUUCCCCGUUUCGAAGCUGUCCAAGGUAGAGCAGGAAGACACAAAGAUAGUGUGGUGGUCUUGCUUCCGUUUGCACAUGAACAACUGUGCCAUUCUGGGCCGUUUACCCAACAUUUCACUUUAUGAAGUUGACCUAGAGCCUCCCAAGUUGGACUUUAUUGACGACGAAUUGUUCAAGUGCUCCUAUUGGGACGGUAUCAAACUAUUCAAAAUCAUGUUUGCCAUUCUCAAAAACAGGGAAUAUCUUAUCAAAAGUAAAAAUCCUUGGUGUUCACAAAAUUUUAUUGAAGUGUUACAGAUUAACAAAGACUUGACAAACUGGAAGGAGAGUCUAAGCCCUGAGGUAAAGGAUUUCGUGGCUCCAAACGGUAGACGUUGUAUUAUAAAACUACACAUGCAAUAUUAUCAUUGUGUCUUGUCUUUAACGGUGCCAUAUCUAAUAGCUUACUCACUAAGGCCCAAGAAAUCAAGUGAUUCGAACGAAGAGAUUAUAAAGUUCUUGUCCAUGGGAAUCAAGUCCUCGAUGGAUCUUGUCGAGUUGAUCAAAGCCUCCUCAUGUGGUGUUGAUUUCAACGGAUUAUUGUACUAUGACCUCUUUUAUGCUUACAAUGCAUUGAUGUUACUAUUGCUUGGCUUCACCUUGAUCAAACAUGGUGUAAAGGACAAGGAAAGCGAACAGUACAAUGUUUUAGUCGACAUCCUUUACCGAGAAUACAGUGUUGACAUUCAAUCGAUAUUGAGCACAAUAAAUGAAAUCAAAGAUAUCAACACGCGUUAUGGUUCAACAGCAACAAGUGUUAUGAAAGAUGCAAGUAAUAAUAUCACGCUACUUCUAAAGUAUUUUAAAAUUACAAAUGAUGGUACUUCUGAAGGUAACACAUCUCAACCUGCCAAUCCAUUCAGCUUAUCUUCUGGACAGGUACCCGUCUCCGAUAACAUACCUAUUAUACCCCAAGAUCAAUCAACUAUGUACAUGGGUGACACCAACAACAUACAUUUGAGUCCAUCGUCUCCGUUUGACAGUUUUGUCAAUGCAGAUAACGAGUUUUUUGAGAUAAUACAAAGCAUUAACACUGAAAUCCAACCUAAACCGCUUGGACUAAAUGACAAAAUCUUUUGGGAUUGGAACAAAAUGUUUUCCAUGGACGAAUAG
This is a messenger RNA of Pichia membranifaciens NRRL Y-2026, 2478 nucleotides long. RefSeq lists its product as hypothetical. Gene Ontology annotation, biological process: DNA-templated transcription; regulation of DNA-templated transcription. Gene Ontology annotation, molecular function: DNA-binding transcription factor activity, RNA polymerase II-specific; DNA binding; zinc ion binding. The transcript has a single exon. Bases 1 to 2478 code for a protein of 825 amino acids. The record is from RefSeq and is a predicted model, not a curated record. NCBI's taxonomy places the organism in Eukaryota, Fungi, Ascomycota, Pichiomycetes, Pichiales, Pichiaceae.